Molecule: messenger RNA, 1343 nt
Organism: Mauremys reevesii (Reeves's turtle)
Lineage: Eukaryota; Metazoa; Chordata; Testudines; Geoemydidae
Gene: DLX5
Product: distal-less homeobox 5
Exons: 3
Coding region: 200-1066 (288 amino acids)
Biological process (GO): cell differentiation; anatomical structure formation involved in morphogenesis; regulation of transcription by RNA polymerase II
Molecular function (GO): RNA polymerase II cis-regulatory region sequence-specific DNA binding; DNA-binding transcription factor activity, RNA polymerase II-specific
Source: RefSeq, a predicted model, not a curated record
AUUGCUCUGGCCAAUGGAACCCGAUCCACCCUGCUGUGCGUAAGAGCGCAAUUAAGGAUUUAACCAAGCCUAUGCUGCGCCCUAGCCUGCAGUCUGCCAGAGACAGAGACAGACACAGAGACUCAAAGACUCCCAGCCUCCUCCCCCAGACAUGUCUGCUUAGCCCUGAGCAGCCCCAGCAAGCAGCAGUCUCCAAACUAUGACAGGAGUAUUUGACAGAAGGGUCCCCAAUAUCAGAUCCAGCGAUUUCCAGGCUCCUUUCCAGACGUCUGCAGCCAUGCAUCAUCCGUCUCAGGAAUCUCCAACUUUACCCGAGUCCUCGGCUACGGAUUCCGACUAUUAUAGUCCAACGGGGGGAGCCCCGCAUGGCUAUUGCUCGCCUACCUCGGCUUCCUACGGCAAAGCGCUCAAUCCCUACCAGUACCAGUACCACGGCAUGAAUGGACCUGCUGGGAACUAUCCUGCCAAAGCCUAUGCAGACUACAGCUACGCGAGUCCUUACCACCAGUACAGCGGGGCUUACAACCGGGUACAGAGCUCUUCAAACCAGCCAGAGAAAGAGGUGGCGGAGCCCGAGGUGCGAAUGGUGAAUGGCAAACCAAAGAAAGUUCGCAAACCCAGGACUAUUUAUUCUAGCUUCCAGCUGGCUGCGUUACAGAGGAGGUUUCAGAAAACUCAGUACCUAGCCCUGCCAGAAAGAGCUGAACUGGCUGCUUCUUUGGGACUGACACAGACACAGGUGAAAAUUUGGUUUCAGAAUAAAAGAUCCAAGAUCAAGAAGAUUAUGAAAAGCGGGGAAAUGCCUCCGGAGCACAGUCCCAGCUCCAGCGACCCCAUGGCUUGCAACUCUCCACAGUCACCUGCGGUUUGGGAACCUCAGGGCUCUUCCAGAUCCCUCAGCCAUCAUCCUCAUCCUCAUGCUCCAAACUCCAACCCAUCCCCUGCAUCCAGCUACUUAGAAAACUCCACUUCCUGGUAUUCCAGUGCUAACUCCCUCAAUUCCCACCUCCAGCCCCACGGCUCCCUACAGCACCCGUUAGCGCUGGCCUCUGGGACAAUUUAUUAGACUAUUUUUUCCCCUGGACUCCUGUGUUUUACUGUUAAGGAAUCAUAACGAAAGGAAUGCCUGUGGGGGAGUUUUAAAGGGAAGCAAAACAAAAAAAAAAUUAAAUGUGUAACGCUUGUGCAUGUAACUUAUUGCAUUUCAAAGGAGACCCUUUUUUACAGACGGACAUUUUUUGCUCAGCUGUGGACACUAUCAAUGGUGCCUUGAAAUCUAUGACCUCAACUUUUCCAGAGACUUUUUUUUUCAAUGUUAUUUUAACCCUGUAAAUAAGUGUAGA